AUGAGCCACCGCGGCCUCGGCCCAGAGCAGGAGAAGGAACGGGGGGCUUUUAGUCAGGGCAAGUUCGCGUCAGUCCGCAAGAUUCGCCAUUUAGUAUCUGGAGAAGAGUACGCGGCAAAAAUUAUUCGCAAGCGCAGACGCGCGGCAGACACGACGCGCGAGAUCCUGCACGAGGUGGCCGUGCUCGACCUCUGCGCGGAGUGCACGCGCGUCGUCAGUCUGCACGAGGUAUACGAAACCCGUUCGGAAGUGGCGAUUGUAUUAGAAUUAUGUGCUGGAGGGGAACUGCAGCGUCUUCUUGACGAAGAGGAUCGCCUGUCCGAGGGUGCGGCGCGAAGGGCCCUGCGCCACGUCCUAGAGGGGCUGGCACACCUACACGCGCGUCGGGUCGCUCACCUGGACCUCAAGCCACAGAAUUUAUUACUCACAGCCGGCGGAGAAGAACUUCUUAUAUGUGACUUCGGCAUCAGUCGCGCUAUACAGCCCGGAGCGCACGUCCGGGAGAUAUUAGGCACAAGGGACUAUGUUGCCCCAGAAAUCCUAUCGUACGAGCCCCUGUCGCUAGCCGCAGACAUCUGGUCAGUGGGCGUGCUGGCGUACGUCCUCCUCAGUGGGUACUCCCCGUUCGCGGGCGAGACCAAACAGGAGACCUACCUUAACAUAGCACAGUGCCAGCUCAGCUUCCCCAAGGACCUGUUCCGAGGAGUGUCACAGAGGGCCAUACAGUUCAUCAAGGAGACGCUAGUUGUUGAUCCUAAGGGUCGUCUUACAGUGGAAGAGUGCCUGGAGCACCCCUGGUUGAAAGACGAGGCGAACUUGCCGCGCGCGAUCGUGGGCGUCGGGUUUGACGCCGAGCUCGCCAGCGACCCCGACGCGGACGCGGACGACGACGACAACCACGACAACCUCAACGCCGUCAACGGAGUCAACGGCGUUAAUGGCGUUAACGGAGUUAACGGGUGUAACGGCGUUAACGGCGUGAACGGGGUCAAUGGUGUGAAUGGUCACAAUGGCGUCAACGGCUGUAAUGGGACCAACGGGUCACAUGAUGAUGAAAAAGAAUCAUCAGAGUCCCGGCCAUCCUCGGCCCAGGGCCGCGAGGAGUGCGAGGAGCGCGACAAGCCGCUGAAGCAUGCGCACGCGCGCGACGUGUCUCCCCCCUUCCCCGACGCCCCCUCCACGCCUAAGGUGUCGCGCAAGUCGGCCCCGCACGCCCCGUCGGUGCUGGCGCUGUGCAAGAAGUUCCAGCCUGACUACGAGAAGCCGGCCAAGCUGUCGCUGGCGGCGCACGACUGCGGCGCGGACUGCUCGUGCCGCGCCCUGCGGCCGCGCGCCGUGCUCUGCUAG
This is a messenger RNA of Spodoptera exigua (beet armyworm), 1347 nucleotides long. NCBI's taxonomy places the organism in Eukaryota, Metazoa, Arthropoda, Insecta, Lepidoptera, Noctuidae. The record is from the annotation of a GenBank genome assembly.